AUGAAGACUCAACAGGCACAAAUCAAGAAGCAAAUGAGUCAGAUGGAAGCUAAGUUUGAGGCUCAACAAAGACAGUUUGAGGUUUUUCUUGUUCAAAUGCGUGCAAUGGGUAUGUCUAUUCCCGAACCAGUUCACAAAAAUACAGAUCCACUUCAGGUUGAAAAGGUACCUGAUGCAUCUAGUACUCAUAAUAUAAACUCCCAUCGAUCAUCAAUGAGGAGUGAGUCAAGAAGUCUGGCAGUGCGAGACACAGAGUUUCGCGGUCAUUCUAGAGCAUCUUCAUUUGGUCAGGUUCAUCAACAAAAGAAAGCGAAAUUGCAACGUGUUAAUAACCAUGCAGUGAAAUUGCCGCCCAAUUAA
Ilex paraguariensis (yerba mate) is the source of this 360-nucleotide messenger RNA. The record is from the annotation of a GenBank genome assembly. NCBI's taxonomy places the organism in Eukaryota, Viridiplantae, Streptophyta, Magnoliopsida, Aquifoliales, Aquifoliaceae.